Molecule: messenger RNA, 1463 nt
Organism: Neogale vison (American mink)
Lineage: Eukaryota; Metazoa; Chordata; Mammalia; Carnivora; Mustelidae
Product: dnaJ homolog subfamily C member 25
Exons: 4
Coding region: 67-1146 (359 amino acids)
Biological process (GO): protein folding
Cellular component (GO): endoplasmic reticulum membrane
Source: RefSeq, a predicted model, not a curated record
CCGAGACCGGCACACCGCGGGGUGCGGGAGAGCCGCUUGGCUGGUGGAGCCGCGGCCGAGGCCGGGAUGGCGGCGCCGCUCGCUCCGCGCGGGGGAGCCGGCGUUGCCGGCCAGUGCUGGUUGGUGUUGCUGCCGCCCCUGUUGCUGGCGCUGCUGCUAGCGCGGUCCGCGGGGGCCCUGGUGGAGGGGCUCUACUGCGGCACGCGCGACUGCUACGAAGUGCUGGGCGUGAGCCGCACGGCGGGCAAGGCGGAGAUCGCGCGGGCCUACCGCCAGCUGGCCCGGCGCUACCACCCCGACCGCUACCGGCCUGAGCCUGGCGACGAGAGCCCCGGACGGAUGCCGCAGAGCGCGGAAGAGGCCUUCCUGCUGGUAGCGACCGCCUACGAGACUCUUAAGGAUGAAGAAACACGAAGAGAUUAUGACUACAUGCUGGAUCACCCAGAAGAGUACUAUAGCCAUUACUACCACUACUACAGCAGGCGCUUAGCCCCUAAAGUGGAUGUUAGAGUUGUGAUUUUGGUCAGUGUAUGUGCUAUUUCAGUGUUUCAGUUUUUCAGCUGGUGGAACAGCUACGACAAGGCAAUCAGCUACCUAGCCACAGUGCCCAAAUAUCGUAUCCAAGCCAUGGAGAUUGCCAAGCAGCAGGGGUUACUCAGAAAAGCCAAAGAGAAGGGCAGAAACAAAAAGUCCAAAGAGGAAAUUCGUGACGAGGAGGAGAAUAUCAUAAAAAACAUUAUAAAAAGUAAAAUAGAUAUAAAGGGAGGCUAUCAGAAACCCCAGAUAUGUGAUCUUCUCCUGUUUCAAAUUCUCUUAGCACCUUUUCACCUGUGCUCAUACAUAGUCUGGUAUUGUCGGUGGAUCUAUAAUUUUAACAUCAAAGGUAAAGAAUAUGGAGAAGAAGAAAGGCUAUAUAUCAUACGGAAAUCCAUGAAGAUGUCGAAAUCUCAGUUUGAUAGUCUAGAAGAUCAUCAGAAAGAAACUUUUCUUAAACGAGAGCUCUGGAUAAAGGAAAAUUAUGAGGUUUAUAAACAAGAACAAGAGGAAGAACUAAAGAAAAAAUUGGCAAAUGACCCCAGAUGGAAGAGAUACAGGAGAUGGAUGAAGAAUGAAGGGCCUGGACGGUUAACGUUUGUGGAUGAUUGAGGAUUGCUGGAAUGCUACUAUGCCAAACCUUAAUUGUGAUAUUUUCAUAACUGAAUUAUUUUAGAAAUGAAUCAACUGCUCCUCAGCAGUACUUAAAAUUCCUCAAAUAUUUGAUUAAACAGAAUAAUGUAGAAAUUUAAAUUUUCCCUUAAAACUUUAUACAUAAGACAUUUAUUAUGAUUGUUCAAUUUUUAUAAUCUAUUUGUGGAUUUUGUUAAAUGAUCUGACAUGAAGAUUUACUUGUUGCCAUUUAAAAUUUUUAUAUGUUUAGUUAAAAGAUUUGACAUGAAAAUUUAUUAGAUACCAUUUAAAAUUUU